AUGAAACAGUGUGUAAAUACAGAGAACUCUUUAAAUAAUGAUUUCGAUUAUAAAUCUUCAUCUAUAACUAAUGAAGGAUCCUCGAAUAAUUAUCCAAUUGAAUUUCUUUCGAGUGAGGAAAACAAAAAUCCGGGGAAUCGCGAUGAGUAUUAUUCGAUUACAAAUCCUGAAAUUUCUGAAUCAAACAGCUAUUCAACUUUUAAAAGCGAAUUUUCAGAAGAUGAAUCUUCGUCUCAAAAAAUACGAAAACGUGACGAUGAUGAAGCCUCCGCAGAUAACGAAGAAGAAUCCGAUCUUGAAUCAGAUGAAAAUGGAGAAGAACUUAUGCCAGAAUCAGAUGGAAAUGAUGAACUCAAGACUGAAUCAAGUAAAAAUGAUGAACUCAAGACUGAAUCAAGUAAAAAUGUUGAACUCAAGCCUGAAUUAGGUGAAAAUCGAAAAUUUAAUCCUAAAUCAAGCGAAAACGAAGAAGCACUUAACCCUGAAUCAAGCGAAAACGAAGAAGCACUUGCACCUGAAUCAAGCGAUAACGAAGAAGCAUUAAAGUCAGAAUCAGACGAAAAUGAAAAAGAAUCAAAACCAGAGCCAAGCAAAGGCGGUACAUUUUUAGGAUUCGGAAAACCUCCUAUUUCUUCCCCAAAUGACAAUGAAGAAGUUUUACCGCCUCCACUAAGCCAAAACUCUUCAUUUCCUGAAUCUGAUGAAGAAAAGAAUGGGAAAGCAGAAGAAUCUGUAUCUAUAUCAACAAGUAAUCUGGAAGAAUCCCUCAUACUUCCAACCAUUGGUGAAGGAGGUAUAGAUUAUUCAGAUGAGACAUAUGCAUUCCACAGUAAACCAGUACCAUCUGAUUUUUCAUGGCAAACAGGAAAAUCUAGAACCAGCGGCAAGCGAAGAGGAAAGGGCCCAGCUGCUGCUGCUGCAAGAGCUAAAGAGUUUCGGCCGGAAGACAACUGGGAUGAAGAUUCAUUCUACCCACGUUCUUUCCCAAGAGCCUGGAAACUUCAAAAAGCUAAAACAGUCAAACCUCCCCAACCAAUGGUAUCUUGGAACGAGUUUUUAGUUAUGCAGGACAAAUUUCAAAAAAACAAGCUAAAUCCAAAAUUAGCACCGAAUAAUCAAUUAAGUUUGUUUCACAAAUCUAAAGAUAAUCUGUAUAAUUUUGUAAAAGAUGCAAUCAAGCGAAACAAACAAAUUGAAAAAGAAUUAAUGAAAUUAAAGAAGAUGCUGGAGAAGUAA
Molecule: messenger RNA, 1236 nt
Organism: Argiope bruennichi
Lineage: Eukaryota; Metazoa; Arthropoda; Arachnida; Araneae; Araneidae
Product: bromodomain-containing protein bet-1-like
Exons: 1
Coding region: 1-1236 (411 amino acids)
Source: RefSeq, a predicted model, not a curated record